Messenger RNA from Plasmodium knowlesi strain H, 2763 nucleotides. RefSeq lists its product as uncharacterized. The record is from RefSeq and is a predicted model, not a curated record. NCBI's taxonomy places the organism in Eukaryota, Apicomplexa, Aconoidasida, Haemosporida, Plasmodiidae. Bases 1 to 2763 code for a protein of 920 amino acids. The transcript has a single exon.
AUGGGUAAAGGACUGACAAAGCUAGCCGAAAUCAGCCUCUUCAUCGGGGGGUUCCUCGUCUUAUGGUACGUAACGGGGGAAACGAUAUUCAGGAGGAAAAAAAAAAUUGUAAAAGAAAACAUUUUACUUAUUCUAAGACAUCUUUGUUUAGAAAUUUAUAAAGUUCUGAAUGAAACUUCCAAGACGACGAAAAGUGUGUAUGACAUGAUAAAAAAUGAGCCGAACACAAGUAUAGAAUUGAACAAGUUGGAAGAAGUGCUACUGAAUAAUGGAUACAAGCAGAGGAUAGAAGAUGUGGAGAAAGAAGUGUUAAAGAAAUUUGAUGUAACCGUGGACGAUUUCUAUCAAGAGUUGAAAAACUACGAAAAAGAUGAAGACGUACAGAAGGUUCUAAACUCCAUAAAAAAAAUGUACCAUGAAUCGCUUCUAGGAAUACAGCCAAAGUUACCUUCCAUAGAUGAAAACAUAUCUCAGGAUGUCAUAUUAAAUCUAACUAGCUUAAUUUAUAAAAAAAAGAGAAAAAUUUAUAAAGAAAAAAUUGACUCUAUGAUUAAAAAAAAUGAAGACUUUAACUUAAACACGACUUUUUCAAAUUCCGAAUUUUUCAACAAACUUCAAAAAUCAACAGAACAUGUAGAAGAACAAGUUAUUAAGGAAAAUCAAGACUUAGUCCCCAAUUUAUUUACCUUUAAAUAUCUCGUGAAUUAUUAUUCCAAUGAUAUAAAUUUUAUGCAAAGAAAAAAAUAUCUUGAAUCAAAACAUGGAGAAAAGAUGAUCAAAAUUUUGAAAGUGAAAAAAAUUAAAAAGAAAAAAAAAAUUACGAAAGAUAAUUUAAGUAACAAUAGCGUUAAGAGUUUAGCUAGUCAGAACUCAUUCACCGAUCAUACUAGCUCCGAAAAAAACUUUUUCGUCUCCCCACUUGAUAAGCAGGAGGAUGUGGUGUACCGCGCGGGUAGCGAUAUCAGUGCUGGAAAUAAUGAGGACGCCACUCCACCAUAUGUAGAGAUGAUUCCAUCUUACCACCAUGUGGAGGAACUGAACAUGGAACAGGAUCAGGAACAGGACAAAUUCGAACCUACUGCUCCGUUAGAAGAACACAUGAUCGAUUUUGUUCAAAGUGCACAGAACAUUGAGGAGGUGCACGAGGAUAAGGUAGGAGCAGUUGACGAAGAGGAGAAGGAGGUGAAGGCCGCUCUACUAGGAGUAGUAGACCCCUCGGAUGGUGAAAUGAGUCCGGGAGAUUCUCCACUUUCGGCCCAAACGGAUGGCGGCCAUGCAAAUGAGGGAGAUGGUUGGAUUCACGGAGAAAAUUAUCACGAUGAAGGAGAAAAUCUCCACGUGUAUCAAACAAAAAUUGAAGACAACGCGGAAGAUGCUAAUGUAGGAAUGGACAACGAGGAAAAUGCUAAUGUAGGAAUGGACAACGAGGAAAAUGCUAAUAUAGAAAAGGAAAACGAGGAAAAUGUUAAUGUAGGAAUGGACAACGAGGAAAAUGCUAAUGUAGGAAUGGACAACGAGGAAAAUGCUAAUGUAGGAAUAGACAACGAGGAAAAUGCUAAUAUAGAAAAGGAAAACGAGGAAAAUGCUAAUGUAGGAAUGGACAACGAGGAAAAUGCUAAUGUAGGAAUGGACAACGAGGAAAAUGCUAAUGUAGGAAUAGACAACGAGGAAAAUGCUAAUAUAGAAAAGGAAAACGAGGAAAAUGCUAAUGUAGGAAUGGACAACGAGGAAAAUGCUAAUGUAGGAAUAGACAACGAGGAAAAUGCUAAUGUAGGAAUAGACAACGAGGAAGAUGGAAUGGGUUACCCAGAUGACAGAGACCAAACGGAGGAACCAUCGCAAACUAAUCAUAUUGAUCAGGAUGUAACCACGUUUUUGAAUGUCCAGGCGGAGGGGGAGGACGAGUGGGCUUCGGCCAUGAGCCAGGGGGUAGAUCCCUCUGUGCAGUUGGAGGAAAAGGAAGAAAGUCACAUGGAAAAAACGGAGCAGGAUAAUCUGGCGCUACAGGAGAGUGCAAAUGAAGAGGGAGGCGCCAUCAACGAUGAACUUCCGCAGGAGGAGAAUGAGCCGAUGAAUGGAGAGGCGGAUGGAGGAAAAGCAGAAGACGAACCUCUUCCACAGCAGGAGGACGAGGGUGUCGCAAUCGAAAUGGUAGAACCUGCAAAGGAAGAUAUACCAACGGAGGAACCCAUAAAAGAGGAACUACCAAUUGAUGAACCUGCAAAGGAAGAUAUACCAACGGAGGAACCCAUAAAAGAGGAGCUACCAAUUGAUGAACCUGCAAAGGAAGAUAUACCAACGGAGGAACCCACAAAAGAGGAACUACCAAUUGAUGAACCUGCAAAGGAAGAUAUACCAACGGAGGAACCCACAAAAGAGGAACUACCAAUUGAAGAACCCGCAAAGGAAGAUAUACCAACGGAGGAACCCACAAAAGAGGAACUACCAAUUGAUGAACCUGCAAAGGAAGAUAUACCAACGGAGGAACCCACAAAAGAGGAACUACCAAUUGAAGAACCCGCAAAGGAAGAUAUACCAACGGAGGAACCCAUAAAAGAGGAACUACCAAUUGAAGUACCCUCACAGGAAGGUGUACCAACGGAGGAACCCAUAAAAGAGGAACUACCAAUUGAAGUACCCUCACAGGAAGGUGUACCAACGGAGGAACCCACAAAAGAAGAACAAACGGAGAGCAAGAGAUUCGGAUUAGGAAAACCCUGGAAGAGAAAAAAGAACAAGAACAAGGAUUCGAAAGAAAAAUGA